CUUGAUGCGGUUAAUGUUGUUGUUUAUAAUCAUUUUAUUGUUGCCUCCAAUUACUAUAAAAUUCUUGAUUUUGUUGGUGAUUAUGAUGGUACAUGGUGUUAAUGUAUUUUUAACAUGAUGUUGUUACUGCUGAUGGCGUUGUUGUAGUGGAAGGUAUUGAUGUUGUUGUUGACGAUGGUGCUUUUAAUGUUGAUGUUGCUAAUGAUAAUUGUGGAUGGAGUGUGUGUGUGUGUGUCUAUGGUGACGGUGAGAAGAAGUUAGCGAUGGUGGGUGGCUAUGCACUGAGACUGAUGAAAUAGGAAUUGAAAAGUCGUAAUGCACAUGAUGUGAACGGAAGACCACAUAGAGAUUUAAAAAGUUUGAUCUCUACACAAGCUGCGAUGCCACCACCUAACACCACCGCACCUGCAGUAACCACAGAGCCUGUAACCACACAAGCGCCCAACUCAGUCACAUCUACCACUGUGCCCUCAAACACAACCGAAAGAAUCACCCAGAUAAACACGACCGCAGCGCAGAGCACAUCACCACCGGAUACAACAAAUACGCCCUACACAAACUCGUCCACCGCAGCCUCUAUGACAACACAGACGAUCUCCACACCUCAGUCCACAACCAUCGUCUCGCCCAGCAGUGUAGCAGCCUGGCCAGACAUGACCUACCGCUACUUUGUGCCGAUGAUUCUAAUGGACUCCUCAACGGACAAAUCUGACUUGGAUAUAUCAAUUUCCACAACAUCGUCCAACGUCACGUAUAUCCAGCUGAGAAUUGUAUCAUCUAGUGUGACACUCUACGAUCGUCGUAUUGAGGUUACUAAUUAUAGUCCGAUAGUCUUAACCAACUUCUCCUAUUUUCUUACACUAGAAACGAAUUCAACGAGUGUAUGUGAUACCUUGGUACACUUGUUGGCCAGUGAUCCGAUUUAUGUCUUACUUUUUCACAAACACAGUGAUCUGUUAGCGGCAACGAUGGCGUCCAUCUCUCCAAUAUCGUCUGCUAAUUAUUGGUUUAUUAUCUCCGUUGCUCAUCCAGAGAACCAAACCUUUACAGGCUUCGAGUCCUACAUCGCAGUUGUGGCAGUUGAAAAUGCUACGCUGGUAUCUUUAGCAUUUCCGUUGGGGAGGCUACCCAGAGUUUCGCUUAAGAUAAAUAGAAUAGAAGUUGCAGGUCCUCGCCAAGGCCUGGUCUUGCUGGAUAGUAUGCAGACUUUACUUGUGGUAAGCGGUGCUGAUAUGACUGGAACAUUAGUUAACUGCAGCAGACCUGUUGUGGUUUUCGCCGGAGCUGUGACGGAUUCAGCUGGCGGCAGGAGAAGCUGGGCACUAGAACAGCUUGUGCCGGCUCCAGUAUCCAGUUUAGUUUACGUGACGUUUCCAUCUCUGAAUCUUUCCUCGGAGGCGUACAGGAUUGUGGCCGUACAUAGUGACACAACGGUUCAGGUGCCUCAUGUUGUUGCUCAAGAUCCUACAUCCGGUGAGAUUUAUUUCAAAAAUGCUGGUGACGCAGUAGAUCUUGAUUUGACGUCUGCUGACUUAUUUCACGUCAUAUUGGCCGACAAGCCUGUCCAAGUCCACAAGUUCAUCUGGUCAACAUUGAACUCUUCCAUCGUCGCGGACGCCUGUAACCUGCAGCUUGUGUCCCCGCGGUCCAACAACAUCUCGUGGAUGCUGGCACCUUACCUGACAACCCGAUCUGAUUUGUUGGUGCAUCUCUUCAUCAUCACCUGGGCGUUCCCGGAACCCGAAUUUCUCAUGGAUGGUAAUAGCCUGGACAUGCCUUGGCGGAACCUGACUGAAGGAAGCUACAGGAGUAAUUUGAAGGGCGCCUACCUUAAAGUAGACACCCAGCAUCACUGGGUCAGCCUAAACCAGUCAGAAGGAAAUUUCUCGGCCUACUUAGUUAUUUCUGGGCCCGGGAUUAGAAUGUGUACGUCAUUAAGUCACGUGAUCUCUCAGAUGUCCACCGAUGUCUACGGUGACUGGACAUUAUGUGGGGAGCAGGUAAUCAAGAGUGGAUUCGACGUACUGACCACAACCACGGAGUCUCAGACCACAACCACGGAGUCUCAGACCACAGAAGUCAACUCUGACGGAGUCUCCUCAGAUAUGACAACUGCUCUCACGUCACUUGCUUUGGCUUCCGCUUCCACUACGCAAUCUACUUCUGGAAAUCGCACUGUGGACUGCAACUUCUGUUGGAAAGCGACUAACCUAACGCUAAACUUAACAAAAGAAGAGCUCGAUUCGGUCUUGGAAGCUAUCAGAGCACAGCUUUUUGUCAAUCAUAAACUCACGUCUGCCUACAGGCGGUCCUUGGAGUGUGCGCAGGACUUCAGACCCGUCAGCAAUGGAAUCGGAUUUGUGGGAAUCACUUUUUGUAUUUCUGUGAUAUUUUGUGUAAUUGUGACAGAUCUAUCUUCCUUUGGGCGAAUGUGUCGAAAAACUGUAAGAAAUGACAGCAGUUAGUUACAAUUAGCUAUGCCUAAUGACUAAUGUGAAUUCAGUUAGAUUAAUAGUGUGUACGAUUCGGACCCAUCUAAGUCUGUAGGAUCAUUUUGAUUUUUAUAAUUAUUAUUAUUAUUAUUAAACAUUCUGACUUUUAUUAAACAAAGAAACUACAUAAAGGUAUGAUAAAAAAAAAAUAGAAAAAUCAGAAAACUAUCGAAAGUUCAACAGCUUUGGUGCUUAAAAGGUGUUUACUCUAGGAAUAUGGGGAGGCGCGGUGGCUGUGCGGUAAAGCGUUUGGCUUCCGAACCGAAGGUCUGGUUUCGAAUCCUGGUGAAGACUGGAUUAAAUUUUUUUUUUAUUUCGGGAUCCUUGAGCACCUCUGAGUCCACCAAGCUCCAAUUGGUACCUGACAUUAGUUGGGGAAAAGUAAAGGUUGUUGGUCAUUGUGUUGGCCACAUGGCACCCCUGUUAACCGUAGGCCACAGAUACAGAUGACUUUUACAUCAUCUGCCCUAUAGAUCACAAGGUCUGAAAGGGGAACUGUACUUUACUAGCAAUAUCUCUAGAAAAGGAAUUGAUAGAUAAAUACAGAAUAGUAAAGAAUUUUUUUUUAAAAUCGUUAACAAAAAUGGCUUUGGUGGCUUCAAUCUAAUUAUGACUAUGAAAGUUGAAAACAAAAUGUUCUGAUCAUAAGCCAUGUGUCUAAGUAAUAUAUAAAAAAAAAACACCGACGAAAGUUUCUGAGACGAAAAGCUAACAUUGUAAGUAGACAUAGAACCAUGGAGCUCUACUACAUUAAAGAUCUGAAAUACUUAAAACUAGACCAUUAGACAUAGAGCUCUACCAUGUUAGAGAUUUGAUGUAGAUUUAGAACUAGACCAGAAAUAUUUAUUUGAAUCCUGUUUGCGGCGAUGAGGCACGCUAUGCGUCUGCCUAGUUUGUCUAUGCCUAAGUUCCGCCCUGCUAAUUAGCCUAUACGAUUCAUAUCGCUAAUGAGAGAAUUAUUCUUCUUAAUAGAUAUUUAGGAAUAAUCCUACGCUUCAUCAAAUUUCCACAUUCUUGAAGAAUUUUAGUUUUCAUAGAACUGUUUCGACAUUUUCUUCUUCGUUUGAAAGUUACCUGGCUAAUAAUCCGUUUUAUUCUAGUCACUUUUAAAACCUCUAUUGACUUCUACAAUCUUCAAAGAGAUUUUAAAGAUAUUUUAACAUGUUGGUCCCAUAUACACAAAAGGUUUGCUGAGUACAUUAGGUAAAAUUGAUUUUCUAUAGUUGCAUUGAUUAGGAGCUACAGAUUUUUUUUUUAAAGUUCGAGUUAGAACGUGAUUUUAUCCCUGGGGAAUCUCUUGAUAGAACUACAAACAUAGGCCCAGAUAUAUGUGGUAGCCUAUACGCCUUCUAGUGGUGUUUUACUUUAAAAAAAAAAUGAAAGAUUAUAUAUCAUAGUUAUUAACUUAAAUUCUGGUCUGAGGUAGUGUGAAUGUGAUUGAAAAAAUGAGUUUGUAUGAGACGUAAUGCGUGAGUUUCACUCGUACGUUACACUCCUUGUUGCACAUUAAGUCAUUCCCUUUAGUGCAGCGUGGUGGGAAUCUUGUAAUGACGUAAGCACAAGAAUGACGUCAGAGAGACGACAGCGUGGAUGCUGCUUCGCCAUUGAUGUUGAUGUUGAAUACUGUUUUAUAAAUA
Molecule: messenger RNA, 4129 nt
Organism: Biomphalaria glabrata
Lineage: Eukaryota; Metazoa; Mollusca; Gastropoda; Planorbidae
Exons: 5
Coding region: 381-2465 (694 amino acids)
Cellular component (GO): extracellular region
Molecular function (GO): chitin binding
Source: RefSeq, a predicted model, not a curated record